CGCUAUCGCUAGGCUCUCUCUCCCAUUCUUGUCGAGGAGGUACGUUUGUCUAAACGGUAGCCGCGCGUGGGCAUCCAGACGUAGAUCAUCAGUGGGGCAUGGCCGCAGGCGCGGGCAAGAAGAUGGGCGGCGGCGUGCCGGCGCUGGGGUGGUGGCUCAUGGUGGUCGGCGUCGUCCGCCUGGCCGUCACCUGGUCCGGCUUCUUCGACGCCGCGGCGCUCGGCUCCACCACCUACGCCCACGCACAGGUGACCGGCGUUCACGGGCGCACGUUCGGGGUGUGGACGCUGCUCUCGAGCACGCUCUGCUUCCUCUGCGCCUUCAACCUCGACUGUAGGCCAAUCUACGUGGCCACCCUCAUGUCCUUCGUCUACGGCUACGGCCACUUCAUCCUCGAGUACCUCGUCUACCACACCUUCACCGCCGCCAACCUCGCCACCUUCGCCCUCGUCGCAGUGACAUCGAUUGUAUGGAUGCUGCUUCAGUGGAACUCCCAUGGCCAUGGACCCCGGGUUGCUGCCAAGCAGUCGUGAUGAAGCACUAGUGCUUUUCCUAUCAGCCGAGAGAUUAUUAUGCAUCCCCCUGUCGAUGAGUCACUGAAUAAAUGCCUGGAGAUAGAUCCAGUUUAGAGUCAUGCACUUCGACAUCAUGGAAACCUGUGAUCUUUUAGUUUUUCAUGUUUGUUUUCUGUUAGUAGGGAACGGCUUCCUCAAUCUAACAUCGUGCAAUGAGGCAUGCAUGCCUGUUUGUAGUAAAACCGAAGUAUUGUCUAAAAAUCUUA
Panicum virgatum (switchgrass) is the source of this 781-nucleotide messenger RNA. RefSeq names its product ergosterol biosynthetic protein 28-like. The coding region runs from base 99 to 533 and encodes 144 amino acids. Gene Ontology annotation, cellular component: membrane; endoplasmic reticulum. The transcript is spliced from 3 exons. Gene Ontology annotation, molecular function: protein-macromolecule adaptor activity. The record is from RefSeq and is a predicted model, not a curated record. Lineage: Eukaryota; Viridiplantae; Streptophyta; Magnoliopsida; Poales; Poaceae.